Messenger RNA from Adineta ricciae, 3531 nucleotides. NCBI's taxonomy places the organism in Eukaryota, Metazoa, Rotifera, Eurotatoria, Adinetida, Adinetidae. The record is from the annotation of a GenBank genome assembly.
AUGCCUACAGCUAUAAUCCUUAGUCAAUGCAGCGGAGAACAAAUAGACGAAAGAAAAGAAAAAAAAUACUGUUGGUCAUCGGCAGCAUCUCGUAUUCAAGCUUCGUUCGUUGUAUUUAUUAUACACAUCUUCGUAUUAAAUUCAACAUCGAAGAAACAAACUCGUUUGGGUCCACCGACUUUAUUACACAUUCGUGUUCAAUACUAUUCUUCCAUUUACUUCGUCCUAUUUGAAUUUAUGUAUUACUGGAGUUUUCUAACAAUUUCUAUUUCUACUGAUCAUGUUAUCGAAACAUCGCUGGCUGAACGAAUCGAACCAACUAUUGAAUCAGCAAAUGACAAUUUUCAUAUGUGGUCUCGUGAUGACUUAUUUCUUCGUUUCCAAACAAAUCAAACUACUGGUCUAUUGAUCGAUCAAAUUCUUCAAUUCGAAAAACAAUAUGGUGAAAAUAAAUUGACCCCACCAAAGAAACCGAAUUACAUCUGGAUAUUUUUGUCUCAAUUAUUAACUGGCUUUAAUAUUUUCUUAUGGAUCGCAGCAAUAUUUGCUUUUCUUGCUUGGAAACCAUUUGGCGAACCUGAUCCUCAAAUAGCUAAUUUGGCGCUGGGCAUUCUCUUGUGUUUGAUUAUCUUUCUCAAUGGUAUUCUCGAUUCAUAUCAAGUUAUUAAAUCAAUCAAAAUUGUAGCCUCGUUCGCCAAACUCCUUCCAACAUUAACAACUGUGCGACGUGAUGGUGUUGAACAACAGAUUAUUGCAGAAACUCGUUCCAGUUGCGAUGGCUUAAAGGUGAACAAUGCGAAUUUAACCGGCGAAUCGAAAGCAGUUUCGUGUACAACUGAAUGCACACAUACAAUAAUGCUAGAAUCGAAAAAUAUUGUUUAUUGUUCUUCAAUAGUUGAACAGGGUACUGGAGAAGGUCUUGUUAUUGCUACUGGAGAUCGAACAAUGAUUGGUCGCAUGUCGAAAUUGACGCAAGGAAAAGGUGGAGAUGAAAUCACAGGACUUCAUCGCGAAUUCAAUCGUUUUCUGUUGUUCGUCUGUGUUGGUACGGUCAUUGCCGUCGCAAUUCUAUGGAUAACUUGGGGCGCUUGGCUUCAACGGGAUCAUCCCACGUUUGUUAGCUACAACAAUAAUAUUGUCAAUUCCGUUGGUAUGAUCGUUGCUUUUCUUCCUGUUGGUCUGCCAUCGUGUGUAACAUUUGUAUUGACUAUUGUGGCGAAACGAAUGUAUCGACAGAAAGUUCUUGUCAAAAGUCUUCAAAUCGUCGAAACUUUCAAUUCAGUUUCGGUCAUUGCAACAGACAAAACAGGAACUUUAACACAAAACCAAAUGACAGUUACACAUUUGCUUUGGGAUCUAGAUAGGACAUUAGCUCUUCCAAGUAUCCACUCGAACGGACCAUCGUCUUCUCAACAACUGAAUCCUUCCGAUCGAAAUGCGAUAGAAUUGAUCAAAUGUCGAGCAUCAAGUACAACGAAUGUAUCGAUUGAAGUUAUUCAUGAUCUCUUACUUGGUGCCUGUUUAUGUAAUAAUGCUGAAGUACAACUUGUUGCCAAUGUUGAACUUGGUGGUAAUACAGUUGACAUGGUACGUGAAACGAAGAUUGUUGGAGAUGCUGCUGAUACUGCUCUGUAUAAUAUGUGUAGUCGUGCUUGUCAUAUUGAUAUGAUAGAAACACGUUCGAAAAAUCGCCGUUUGCAAGUUCUUCCAUUUAAUUCUAACAUGAAGUUGAUGAUCUCAGCGAACAAACUAGAAAACUCUCCAUCGAUGGUUUUGAUCCUGAUGAAAGGUGCACCUGAUUACGUUAUUCAACACUGUUCCACGUACAAAACAAAUCAGGGCGAUGUAGAAUUAUUAACCAAUGAGAUUCGACAAAUGAUUGUCAAACGACAAGAAACCUUUGGAAAAGAUGGUUAUCGACUUAUUGCCCUAUGUCAACGAAGUCUCGAAGAAAACGAAUUUAAUGAAUAUGUCAACGCAAAUCAUUCCGAUCGUUUACAUGGAUUUCCAUCGGAUAACUAUACCUUCAUUGGUCUAUAUGCACUAAUCGAUCCUCCAAGAGAUGAAGUUCCAGAUGCUGUUUUGAAAGCUCGUCAUGCUGGUAUCCGAGUAGCUAUGGUCACUGGAGACCAUCCGACGACGGCAAGAUCAAUUGCCAAUCAAGUGAAUAUACUGUCAUCGGAAAUCUCGCUCAAUAAUGGUAUUGAUACAUUUCAAUCGACAAAAGAUCAAAACGGUAAAAUUAUCGUUGAUCUUUAUCGAAAUGAUAAUUUAUUAGAAAAACAUGAAGUUGCUCACAUAACAAAACAUGACUUGAAUAUCAGAGAAGGCAAUCAUCCGGAUGGGGAGAAACUUCCCUGGUACAAACGUAUGAUUGGUUCAUGUAAAAAUAAUUUUUCCGAUCCUACCAGUGGAAAUGCAAAUGAAGGUGUCAAUCGAAUGAAUUAUAUACCGUAUGGUGUUGUUGUGACGGGAUGUGAAAUCGAAAAUAUGGAUGAUUAUAUGUGGGAUUGGGUUUUAUCACAUCAAGAGAUCGUGUUUGCUAGAACAUCACCGGAACAGAAACUUAGCAUUGUGACAGAAUUUCAACGUCGUGGAGAAGUUGUUGCUGUAACUGGUGACGGAACAAACGAUGCGCUUCCAUUAAAAUAUGCUCAUCUUGGUGUAGCCAUGCAAUCGGGUACGGAUAUUUCAAAAGAUGCUGGUGAUAUGAUAUUACUUGAUAAUAAUUUUUCAUCGAUUAUCCGAGCAAUUGAAACCGGUCGAUUAGUUAGUGAUAAUCUUAAAAAAGUUGCGAUACAUUUACUUCCGGGAGGGUCAUGGUCACAAAUAUGGCCGAUAUUUUUCAAUUUAUGGUUUGGUAUGCCGUUGGCAUUGUCAGCUUUUCUAGCAAUCACGUUCUGUAUGAUCAACGAUGUAUUUCUUUCAUUAGCAAUGGCAAAUGAAAAACCCGAACGCGACAUUAUGGCACGUCCACCAUCAAUUCGUUCGCAAGAUCGAAUGCUUAAUCUACGUUUGUUAUUUCAUGCAUUCAUGCUUGCUGGCAAUGCUGCCACAUUCGUCGGAUUUUUCAGUUACUGCUACUAUUGGAUUGAUAAUGGGGUGCCAUUUUAUUCGUUUAUGUUUACAUUUGAACACUUCGGUAAAGAUCCUCCUCUUCCACAAUCACCGGAGGAGCUACGACGAAUGACAUCAACUGCACAGAGUGCUUAUUACUGUUCGACAUGCAUUUUUCAAAUGAUAAAUUUUUUUGCUACGAGAACACGUUAUGCAUCGAUCAUUCAACACAAUCCAUUCUGGGGUAAAAGUCGAAAUUGGUACGUCUUCUUGGCUAUUAUUGGAUCGACAGGCGUUCAACUUCUUGUUACACGUCUUGUCUGGUUCAACAAUACAUUUCAAACUCAACCUAUACCUGUGAAAUACAUCGUACCAACGAUUGGUUUUGGUAUGCUUUGGCUUCUCAUUGAUGAAUUAAGGAAAUUAUGUGUACGCAAAUGGCCAAAAGGCAUUCUCGCUAAAAUUGCUUGGUAA